Plasmodium gallinaceum is the source of this 444-nucleotide messenger RNA. RefSeq names its product conserved Plasmodium protein, unknown function. The coding region runs from base 1 to 444 and encodes 147 amino acids. The transcript has a single exon. The record is from RefSeq and is a predicted model, not a curated record. Lineage: Eukaryota; Apicomplexa; Aconoidasida; Haemosporida; Plasmodiidae.
AUGAAUAAACUAAAUAAAGAAAAAAGGCUAUUACUUCUAAUUACUCGUGUUAAUAUGCUUAUAAAUUUAUUACAAAGUAGAUUAGCAUAUCCAUUAAUUUAUCCAUUUAAUACAACAGCUUUAAAUAAUGAAAAGUCCUUAGAAAUAUAUUUAGAAAAAUUAAAGAAAGAUGGGAACUUUAAUGAACAAGCAUUUAUGAAAUCAUUAAGCUUUAUAACACCAUCUAUUAUUUCUUUAACAAAAUUAGUACACAUUUUAAAAGCAGGUUAUUCUCUUUGCAAUUAUUCCGGUGUGACAAAUAAAUUAACUUAUUUAGAUAGAAAAAGUAAUAAAAAUAUUUUAAAUAAAUAUGAAAAGAAAUUACAUUUAUUAAAACCUCAAGUGUGGAGGCUUUUAAAACCAAAUGAUGAAUUGAAUACAAAACACUUAAAAUGGAGAAAAUGA